Messenger RNA from Guillardia theta CCMP2712, 981 nucleotides. RefSeq lists its product as hypothetical. The transcript is spliced from 11 exons. Lineage: Eukaryota; Cryptophyceae; Pyrenomonadales; Geminigeraceae. The coding region runs from base 1 to 981 and encodes 326 amino acids. The record is from RefSeq and is a predicted model, not a curated record.
AUGAAGAUGGAUGAAAGGACCUUGCAGGUUGCUACUUGUUGCAAUCUUGGAGUUGCUCACCCUCCUGGCUACCCCCUGCACACCAUUUUGGGAGCGAUCUUCGUACGCGCCAUCCCCUAUGGGUCGCCAGCCUUCCGUGUCAACUUGCUGUCAGCUCUGUCAGCCUCGAUCGCCGCUGGUUUCUUUUCAGCGUGUCAAACCUCCUCCUGCGAACUAAGAUCGUUCAGUCAAGCGCAAGCAAGCAUGGCGAUGACGAGCUCGAUUGUUCGAGCAUGGAGCGCUUUCUCUUUUGCCUUUUCGCCUCUCGUCUGGACAUACGCAACACAUGCUGAAGUGUUUGCGAUGAACAACAUGUUUGUCGCCGUUCUGCUCUUCCUUCACCUCAGAUUUGCUCUCACAAAAGAUCCCAAGGGUAAGAAGUUGAUGAUUGAGUGUGGAAAUCGAGGACAGAGCAUGACGGCGAUCAUAUCAGAUGCUCAGACAGCAGCAAUGGUCAUCGGACUUGGAUCGUGGGGAGCGACAGAUAGCAUGGAAGGGUUGAUCAGACACGUGCUUCGAUCAGAAUAUGGAACUUUUCGGUUGUACUCUGGUGAUGAUCAGCAGGUACAAACCAACCUUACAAACUUCCUCGUCAAGUUUGGUUGGGAGCUCCUGCAACAAACGCACUACGUUGGCGUCUUGCUCGCAGUCGUCGGAUUCUUCUACCUCUUCACAGGUGGCAAGAAGAACGUGAGAGACAAGGACAAGACAGAUUCAGCUGCGAGGUGUGAGCAUGUUGUUGCUAAGGAGCUGUUGUACCUCCUCUCCUUCUACCUCCUUGUCUUCGGCUCCCUCUCAAACCUCCCGGACAAGAGCCAGAUGCACCUCGGGGUUCUUAAGAGGUUUUGGAUGCAAGCCAACUUGGUCGUGUCGGUCUUCAUCGGUGACGAUUCUUGUUCCCUCAACGCUGUUGAGAUGUUGUUACUUUGUCAUGAGGUGUGA